Prorocentrum cordatum is the source of this 4088-nucleotide messenger RNA. Lineage: Eukaryota; Dinophyceae; Prorocentrales; Prorocentraceae. The record is from the annotation of a GenBank genome assembly.
GGCUCAUCGCCGCCUGGCGCGGCUGCCAGUGCCAUUGCCGCACCAGCGAGGCCGACGCGGCCAUCGUCGCGGUCCUCCGCGACCAGUUGGCCCGCUGCGGGCCCCAGCUGCUGGCGCCUGCGCCAGCGUCCACGUGGGCGUUCGUCUCUGGCGUGGCCGUCGGCAUCGCGUGGAUGGCGUUGGUGGCGGCAGCUGCAGCCCAGCUGCAGGGGCUUCGUGUGGGUCAGCGUCUUUUGAUCUCGUACGACGUGGACCCAGACUUGUUCCACGAGCGCCUGGUGCUGCAGAGGCCUCCCAAUAGGCCAGGAUGCACGUACUUGGUCGCAACGCCCGACGGGGAUCUGUACGAGGAGGAUCUCCUGGACUCAGGUGGCGAGGUGUUCGUGCUCGGGCCGCGAGGCGGUCUCCUCGGCGGCAUGCCUGCCGCCGCCACGCUCUAUCGGUUCGAUGCUGGCUACCUGGCGGCCAACAAGGGCCGCUUCAUCCAGGAGGGCCGCGACGAGCUCGCCAGGAUCCGAGCCGACGAGGGCUUCGCCUUCGUCGACGCGGGCGACGGCCUUCCGCCGCCGCUGGCGGCUCCAGCGGGUGGGCCACCUGGUGCUGCUGCUCUCGUGGCAGUGGAUGCCCUGGCGCCGCCGGCGCGGGCGGCCGCCGGCGACGACGUCAGCGACCUGGUGGGGGCUUGGUUCAUCCAGGGCGACCGCGGCAUCAUCACGAUCGCGGACGGCUUAUUCAUGUGCAUCGCGCGGGCCGACUCCUUCACCAAGGGCGCCGACGUCGACUCGAAGGAGCAGGACGUCCGCACUCUCGCCGUGCGCGUGGACUCGCACGGCAGGCGGGAGGCUACCUUCCAGGACGUGUGCAAGCAGCUGGACUCCAUCAGCGUCUCCGACUGGCGCAUCUCAGGUCCUCGGACGGCUGUGUGGCUCUGCAGGGCUCUCUCGGAGACUCGGAUGUCCCCUACUCAACGGCACUACUGGUGGCGGAAUACCAUUGGGCUCACCAUGUCGGACAACGGCGUGGACGAGCACCUCUUCUUGAGCGAGCUCCUGGAGUGGGCCCUCUGCUACGACUUCCUCAGUUUCGGCAGCCUGAUCAUCGCCGAGCACAUCAGCAGGAGGUACCAGCUUUGGGAGGAGGUCUACUCGCACACGCUCAUGGAGCGCGAGGCGGGUGCCUCCGCCGCCGAGUGGGUCGACGAGCGCCGCGUCUUCCUGGGCACUCACAAGUCGCGUGGCGUCGCACUGGUGUGCCCCGAGCUGCAGUCGUACGUGGCCUGCGAGAUGGCCUCCAGCGCCGCCAUCCUCAAGGGGGGGCGGAAGGGGCGCGAGGAGCGCCGUCUGGCGGGCGGCCUGGGCGAGGAGGCGGACGAGGGCUCUGGGGGCGCGGGGGGCAGUGCGGCCAAAGCCAAGGGCCGCAACGGCCCUCGCAAGUGGAUGGCGGGGGCAAGGAUGACAGUUGUGCUGACCUUCAGGGGCGUGACCUGCUUCCCUUUCCUGGUGGCCAGGCUCUCAAUGACGUUCUUCUCGGCCAUGCUGCUGCUGUUUCGGUCGGGCAACGUCGUCGGGCUCGGCACGAACGCUCACAGGAAGCUUGGCUUCGGCAAGGUCUCGCUGCCCUUGGUGAGUUGGGCUCAGGGCGUGCACGUUCCACGGCUGCGAGAUGUUCGGCGGCCCAGCGGUCUGCCAUUCUUCAUCUUGCGCGUCAGUAUGCUCGUGCCACGCAACGCCCUCCCCCAGAAGAUCUCACACCCGCGGGAGCAUACCAGAUGCUCCGCGGUGGCGACAGCGGCUACUCUGAUGACGCAGCCGCCGGUACCUUUGGCAGAUUCCGACGCGGCGCUGUUGCGCUGCCGCAGCUUGGGGGCGGGCGUGUCGACCUGCGCUCCGUGGCGGACCCCGACCUGCAGCUCAUGUUGGACACUCCUGAGCAAAUUUUGCGUCCUGAUGCUCACCGUAAUCUUCUUCUAUGCGAUGCUCCAGCCAAGGUUGCGUGCGAUCCCACGCUUCGCCAGCAGGUUACACAUGGCGGGAGGUGACGUGGAAUGUUGUUUCUACCAAUACGCCCCCCCCGAGGCCUUCCGCCACUUGUUCGGACUCAUGCCCGUCGAGGCCCGCUUUCUGGACAAAGCUUGGCAGCGGCGCCUGAACGUCUCAGGGCACCAUCUCGUGCAGUGUCGCGUGCGAGUCGUUCCCAUGGGGUGGAGCUGGGCCACAUGCCUGAUCCAGCGCGUUCACCUCCACCACUUCGGCAACCUUCCUGUGCAGUUGCCCUGGGUCGUCGACAAGAUGAAGUCGGCCAACUUCGGCAUCCACAAGGGUGGCAACGCUCUCUACAUCGACAAUUUCGUUUGUUUCGCUACCGAUGCUGGUCUGGCCCAGGAGCAGGUGGACAGCAUGGAGGCUGCACUGGCGCAUGUCGGGGUGGUCUCCUCUCUGGACCCGGCGUCCGACACACCAACGUUCAUCGGCUUUGAGUUGGUGAACCAGUCGCGGUGGAGACCCACCCCGAAGAAGUUUUGGCGAGCUGUGCUGGGGCUUCGGCAUCUGCUCAACACCAGCCCUCUGGUCUGUGGCAGGGACCUGGAGCACAUUCUCGGGCACCUCAUUCACAUUUUCACGCUGAAGCGCGAGCUGCUCAGCAUCUUCAACGCCACGUACUCCUUCAUCAAGGGCAGCUACCUGCGUCGUCAGCCCCUGUGGGCCUCAGUGGUUCGCGAGCUCCGUUGGGCGCUGGCACUCCUACCGCUUGUGGAGGUGGACAUCCAGCUCCCCGGGCACACCGAGGUCCACUGCUACGAUGCGUCGCCGUGGGGCUUUGGUGUGACGUCGGCCUCUUGGGCCCUGGACGUCGUGCGCGAGCUCGGAGCUUGGAGUGAGCGCUCGAGACUCAAGGGGCCCUGGGCUGUGCGGGGCAAGCAUCGUGAGCGGGCCCUAGGCUCGCUCGAGGCCUCCAGCGAGGGUUUCGAGGACAUCCCACACGCCCUGCUGGUCAGCACUCGGUGGAAGGUGGUCGCAGCAAAAAGAUGGAAAAGACAUGGUCACAUCUCCCUUCUCGAGAGCAACACUUCGACCUUCGUCGUUAGGCCCCCCCGAGUCUCGGCCGAGAUCAGGGAGCUGGCUCCCUGGCUGACCCCGCUGCAGGCCAAGCGCGUGCAGACCAAGACACGGCUGGCCUAUUCUCAGUUGCUGGUGGCGCUGGCCAUGUGGCUCAACGUGGCCCCCUUUCCAAAGCUGAACGGCGAGCAGUGGGGCGCCAUCUUGGUCGACUUCUUAGAGGUCCAGCUGGACCGCAGCAUGACCCUCAGCAUGGCCGUCAAGACGGUGUCCGCGGUGCUGUGGGCCAACCCGCACGUCGGCCGCCCCGCAGCCAGGGUGCUGCCUUGCGCGUCCGCUGCCCUGGCGGGCUGGCGGGUCCUACAGCCUCCAGCCUCCCGGCCGCCCUUGCCCAUCGAGUGCAUGACGGCCAUUGCCACGCGGCUCGCCGCAGAGGGCGACCUUCUUAUGGCUCUCUUCGUCUGGGUGUCCUUCGAGACCUACUGGCGCCCCAGCGAGGGGCUUGCGCUGCGCGGGUAUCAGGUGCUGCCAGGUCUGCCAGGCGGAUCAGGAUCAGGUCGUCACCUCUCGUUCCUGGUCCGCCCGUCCGAGCAAGAGACCCCCACCAAGACAGGCCUCUUCGACGUCAGCAUCGUCCUGGACCUGCCUCGUCAGCAGUUCCUGGUGCCCCUCCUCUUGGCGGUCAAGCACCGGGUCGGGGACAGCGGCUUGAUGUUCCCGAUCGUACGAGAAGCACUCCCGUCUGGCUCGCCAGCUACGCGCUCUCCCAGCGGCUACGCGCCACGCCGUGACAGCAAGCUAUCGUGGCGCUGCCAGCGCCUUCACGGAGCUCUUUUGGAAGCACUGGCCCGCUGCCGCAUCCCAGGCUUCCCAGUUGUAUUAGACAUCUUCGGCGGCCAGGGCGGUCUGGCCAAAGCCGUGAGAAGGCGAGGUCACGCUGCUGUCACCAUCGACCUGAGCCAAGGCGAAGAGUUCGACCUGCUUCAGGGAGACGUGCUCUCCCUUCUCAUCGGCUGGAUCAACAGUGGCCAG